AUGGUUGUUCAAUCAUCCAACGUUGGAACUCCAAAAUUGCUGUCCAAGAAUGGCAGCCUGCAGCAAGAAAGGCAGAUUUCAGUUGAUCCAAUUUCAAUUAAAGAAUCAGUUUUUAAGAAAAGCCAUAAUAAUCCUUCUUUUCUCCUUCCCCAUCUCAAACCGGGUAAGUUCUUGAGCGCCAGCCUUCCUGGCUCCGCAACGUCGUCUCCUAGGUUUUCCAGCCCGAUGAAGAAAUGGAAGAACCAAUCUCCUACCCAACAACCAUCCUCAAUUGAUCCCAUAACCGGCCAACAAUCAUUGGCUCUAUCUCGACUCGCCCAACUUCAAGAGAUCCACUUACAGAGGAGCAAAUCGUGUAGUGAGGGUCGCAACACUUCGUCGUCCAUUGACCUCGAAAUGUGCACGCGAAAGCUUAAGACCCAAUACUUGAAGGAGAUAAGUAGCUUCAAUAAGAAGAGUCACGAUGAUGUGCAAUCCAUCGAUCAAGUUAAUAGACGGAAAGGAGGCAUUGAAGGUGAUGGUGAGGGUAAGUACAAUGAGAAAUUCAAAUGCGGGGCGUGUUUGUUUCUUCCUGGUUUUGGAAAGGCGAAGCCAGUUAGGUCACAUAGAAUCGAAGAGGAAUAUAACGAUGAUGACGAUAAUAUUGGGAUAACAACGAUGAGGAAACCAAUGAGCAAUGAAAAAAAACAAGUAAUGGCGGAUAAUAUGAUCUCCAAGAGAGUUUCAUUGGAGAAGUUCGAGUGUGCGUCCUGGACAACAUCAGUUGUUGUGUUGGACGCCUAUGAUGACAUGGUGGAUGGCGAUAGCCUCUUCUUCGACCUUCCCAUGGAGCUCAUACGUAACGAUAGUCGCGACAAUGAGUCGCCAGUGGCAACUGCUUUUGUAUUCGAUGGGGAUCUGAAAGGGGUACUGAAGAAGGCGGUUGUUGAGGGGUCGGGGAUGGAUAAUAGAAAGUCAGUCGAGUCAGGAUCUCGCCACGUUCGUUUCUCAGAUGCGUCGCCAACAACUGACUCAAGGCCGCAAGGGUAG
Impatiens glandulifera is the source of this 1029-nucleotide messenger RNA. RefSeq lists its product as uncharacterized. Bases 1 to 1029 code for a protein of 342 amino acids. Gene Ontology annotation, biological process: response to photooxidative stress; photosystem I assembly. NCBI's taxonomy places the organism in Eukaryota, Viridiplantae, Streptophyta, Magnoliopsida, Ericales, Balsaminaceae. The record is from RefSeq and is a predicted model, not a curated record. The transcript has a single exon. Gene Ontology annotation, cellular component: chloroplast thylakoid membrane.